UUUCUCCUGCUCGCGGUGUAUCACGAAAAACCUUCCGGAAAUAGACACUUAAAUCGAUCUUAGCAGGCCAAGCAGCUCGCUUCAGCCCCCGGCCCGGAAGAAAUAGCGAAGAAGUGCAACGUAAACAGGACUGGUUACCGUUUGCAAAACAACGGCCUACUACUUGUGAGUUCUACUCCGUGGCAGUAAUAGCAGAAGCAAAUGUUCCAUGCUGUGUGCGUACGUUGAAACGUCACGAGUCAACGGGUGGAGGGUUUAUUUGUUUGUAGAGCGUUUUGUGGAUUUAAAAGCGUCUAAAAUGGGCGAUUGCUUUGUAUGGUUGUAUGUUUGUGGUAUCUUCUCUCAUUAGCAAGAUGUAGAAUCAAGCCAUUCGUUUUCCAUUGAAUUCGCAUUGAAAUUAGAGGUGUUGCUGUUUACUGAGACAUCAACAGUGGUUGAGUAAGUGUUCUUUGUACGUUUAAUGUCGAGUUUAGAUGUAAAGCUAUAGCAGAGUCUUCUGUUUCGGUUCCAAAGUGUUCCGUUUUCAUCUAUUAAAACCUUUUAAUUUCUUUGCAAUCACUUUCUUUCCUUAUCUUCUCAAAGCAAUUACUCCUUCCAGAACGCUUUUCCCAGGUUUUGCAGAUUUCCCUUCUACACUUCUCACAUUGUGUCUCGUGGACAUUAAUAAUCUUCACCGUGUCUGGAAGAUUUUUUCCCGCACCCCUUCAAAACAAUCGGGAGAACCACUUCUCCCACGACUCCCACAGGAAACCAGGGGCGCAUUCAUUCACUUUCAUCCACAUUUUUUCCACUUCUUUUUACUUUUCACUCCCUUUUCGAGCAACCUCCCAACAAUGAGCCGUUAAUUAGGUACAUGUUUCUAUUCGGCCCAGCGAAGCAUUUUUCAUUCCUUUUCUUUUCAUGCCUCACGAAUCACACGACCAACGCGCGGCCAACCUAAGCAUCAACUCGUCCAUCCGUGGGUGUUAUCGAGCGGACACUUUCCCAUAACCCCUUUUUCGUUUGCUUCUUGAAGGUAAAAUCCUCGAAUCCUUUUGCCUCGAAACCCCGAUUUCAAUACCUGCCAACAAUUACUGUGUUGAUCCUUGCCGAGCGAGAUAUAUCCUUGCCGAACGAGAAAGGAUCCGCAAACCGCCCCGGAGGUGUUGUGGGAUAAAACGGACCGGGAGAGGUGGAGGUGGGACAAUUUUUCGCUAAACCGGCCACAUAUUCGCACAAAUUUCGGCGCAAACUGACCUUUUCCCAUCCCGGGCCACAGUGCAAUGAUGGGCACCUUGGCCGCGCAUUGUGUGCAGUGGAUUCGAUGCCUGUCCAGUAGGUCGAGCGUUACAAUUUCGAAAAACGCGCUAAACCCCUUUUGCAAUGCAGUUAUGGGUUUAUUGUUAUUAUUUGUACGAGGUUCGAGGCCGCCAGCUCUCGAUUUCCCCCUUUUCCUUCGUCCCGGGCCCGGGCGGUCAGGGUCAGAAGGAUGCAAGGGACGCGUGGCGUUCUCUGCGUGCGACCCAGCACUAAACGGGACCUUCGCUGAGGACACACCCCCUUUGCUCUCUGUGCAUAAUGUAGCUGAUUUAUGGGGCAAGGGUGUACGGGUGUGUGAGCCUUGCGACUGUACGGUUAUUACGAAGAGGAAGCUGUUGCCUUUUUUGUGUUACAUUUGGCCGAUUUGCAACGUUGCUAAAUCAUGUCAAGUAUAUUGGGAAAUAUUGGGCAAAUUAUUGAGAUUUUGAUGAAAUACUUUUAAAUUUUGUAUUUUUUUAUGAGUUUUUGAACUGCUUUAUCUUUUUAGGGCCCACGUGACUGUUUUGCUAAUAAAUGUUAGGUAGUCAAUAUUUUACACAACAAAUUUUAGCGCAAAAGUUCAGUAUGUGCAAGAGUUUGUUGUUCUUUUUUAUCUAAAUUUUUCAGCUUUUCAAUUAAAUUAUUUAUAUCACAAGAUAAUAAAGCAUGAAGUGUGAUACCUGGAACUAUAUAAACGAAUCAAAAUCCUAUUGGUUUAAAACUGUUUCGUGCUUAAUUAAUAAAUUUAAUGCACUUAAUUCAUCAAGCAUCAUUAAACAGACAAAAGAGAUGAAAAAUAUUAAUCUGUUUUUACUGUGAAGUUAACUGAAAUGAUGAUUGAUGAAUUAAAUUUAGUUUCUUUUUAUAUGAUGUAUAAUAUUUAUUUAUUUAUUGAUUUAUUUACUUAAAAUUACUCUUGUAUAAAGAACACUCUUUCAACUGUUGCUUGACGAAUAACACUUUGUAGUCCACUUUGUUUAAGGAAAAAAGGUUUUAAGAGGUUUUUUUUAUUAUCAAUUGUUCACAAAUUGUUAAAAGUUGUGCAGAGUUUACUAAACCUGGAAGAUCUUUGGAUUUUUUUUUUGUAUAAAACUUGCAUUAUAAACUCUGAUGAACCCUGUAUUACUCUAGCUAAGUUGCAAACUUUUGCCCGUAUUAGUUUUAUAAAUGGUUAAUUAUAGUUUUUUGUAAAUUUUGUAAAUUUUUUGUUACUUCAUUUUUAUAGACAAAGACUUUUUACUAAACUUCUUAAACAAACAACCCGCUCAUCUUCAUUGCGUGUGUUGCUUGAUUAUGGUCGAAACACGACCCAUCUCUCCUAUUCUGUAACCGCAAAAACUCUCCAAAAUGCAACUGUCAAUAACCAUGUACCCAUAGCCUGCAAUCAGAUUGAUUAAUCCAUCCAACCCACUAACACGCACACACACAGUCGCCCACACAAGCUAACCCUUUUUGCUGGCAUGCGGAAGCGGAACCGUUCUAGAGAAAAUAUUUCCGUAAUUGACUUCCCUCUUUCUCUUACUCUCUUUCUAUCUCUCUGUUUCCCUUUUACCUUCAGCAAAUCCAUAGAACCCCUAACCUAACUGUUCCGAUUCCGGUCCCGGUCCGGCAAGCGGCGGUGCGAUUUUGUUUAGUUUCCUAUUUUCGACUCAAGUGCAUCAUCGUACCCGUCGCCAGCCCUGCGGAGGAACCCUUUUUGGCAAAUGCGGGGCGAUUGACAUUGCUGUUGGUACCUGCGUGUGUGUCUGUGUGUGUGUCUGUGUGUGUUGGUGCAUUGGUGUGAAGCUGAUGAAUCCAUUUUCCACCAGGAGGGGGGGGCCCUGCUGGACGGUAAACAAAGCACGCGGUUGCUAUGUUUGAAUAGUAGAAGAAGCAGAAGAAGCGAGAUGUCAAAAGGGAUGUCAUCGUGGAAGCAGUAGAGCAAGAGAGAUGACAAAGCAAGCGAGAAGGCAGCAACACACAAACACGGAAAACGUUGAUCGUGCGGAUAGCAGAAUGGCGAACCAUUUUACUUACCCGGCUUUCGCCGGUCCCUUUUCCGGGAUUGGUCGAGAGUAAAAGGGUGCCGAAAGGGAGAACGAACCCGACGGUCAGCAGUGGAGUGGCACAGAUGGGCAGGGGGGGUAGAACAUUCGGGGACUGUCUCUUUCUAGAAAGGGUUUCACACGAGUGAAAUUUUGGCAAAGCCUGCUAGGCGAAACGGGAAGGGAAAGCGGAAUAAAGAAUUGCCCACAGGCAGCCGAUUUAAAUACGAAAAGGAUGAGGUGUCGGACGCACACGGCACAAUGGUGGAAGGUGGGCGAAACGGGGAUGGGAAUGAGAAGGGGCAGAGGGCUGGUGUGUAGGUGGAUGGCCCUACGCUCGGUAUAAAAGCAAACCGGUGGUCAAGUUCGGAGGUCAGUUCUAUUCAGAUUUCGAGCAGCGAAAGAACUUCUUGCUUGUGACAUUGGGACGCAAGCGUCAAAGAGCGUCAACGGUGAAUCGUUUGGUGUGUGCGGAAGCAUUUGUCGAAAGCAUUUGUGUGAACUCGUUCUGUGUGGUGUUUUGGAGCGAAGUGAAACCAAUCGAACGCUGGUUUGCGAAAAUGAUGGCUCAAUUUAUGAUGGACUUAAAAACAGAACCGCGCCUCAGCCCAUCGCUCUACUCGCCCGCAUCGCCCAAAAUGGCCGACUCGAACGGGCGGCCCCAGUCGACCGAUUCCGGCGUGCUGGACCUGUCCAAGCGGCGCGACUCGCUGGACGCUACCCGCAAAACACCCUCGCCCGCUUACCACUGCUUCAGCGAGGUGGCCGGUACGCCGCCCCCAAGCAACCACAGCUCCCCGCAGCAGUGCGAAGUGACCGAUUCGAACAACCCGGAAAGCACACUGCUGCUCAACUACAGCGAACUGGUGCGAGCUCGUCGCCUGUCGCCCACCAAAUCACUGCUCCAGUUCGAUGAGCUUGCUCACCACCACACACCGAGCGCGCAGCUCCCCCCGGCAGUCCAGCAAGCGUUCCAUCGGCACGGAUUGGGCCUGUCCAAACCGGAAACGGACAUUCUUCAGCAGCAUCUUCUUCAGCAGGUCCACCGAGCUGGCCCUAUUCCGGCGUACCUGUUGCCUGCCUCUGCGCUUCAUCAUCACCAUCACCAGCAGCAGCAGCAGCAGCAACAACAACAACAACAACAGCAACACCAGCAGACCUCUCCGGCACCCUUCUCUCCCAGCCCGAUCCGUCUGCGCGAACUGGACGCACUGUCCGAGUCCGGUUCGGAGGGCACGUCCCUUGUCAGCUCGAGCCAGCGCAAGCCGAAGGACCUGGAAGACGGUACCGUGCCGAAGGACGGCCAGCAGCAGCAACAGCAUCAGCAGUACCCGAUGGUGGUCGGCCGGGACGGUAAGCUGUCCCGCCCGUUCAAGGCGUACCCGCGCGAUCCGCUCAGCCUGGCGGCCGGGUUCGUUGCCAGCGACACCAUCCUCGAUACGAACUCCGCCGAAAAGUACAACCUGUUCCGGAAGCGCAUGCUGGAGCAGAUACACGCCGCCAACGGGGGCCAGCCGACCGUGUCCAAUCCGAAGAUGCGCCGGCUAGCCAACGCGUCCUCCUGCAAAUCGUCCUCCUCCAAUGCACCGUCCGCCGCGAUGAGCGACGCAUCGUCCGAAUCGUGCGAUGAAAAACCGCCAUCGGUCGAACACGUGGGCUCGAAUCGCGCGCUGCUACAGCAGCACCACCGUAGUAUGAUGGCGGGCAGUGAAAUGGCGCAACAUGUCGCAACCACCAAUCAGCGCCUGAUGACGACGCCAUCGUGCAAGGAUGCUGCUGCGGCUGCUGCUGCUGCUGCGGCGUGUGACGUCAUUGGUUCGUCGGAUGCGUCGGGGGCGGAGUCAAGCGCAACGAUCGCCGCGGCACCAAGCAAUGGCAGCAGUGGCAACACCAGCAGCACAUCGGUGAAAGAUUCGGCCUACUACGAACGGCGCAAGAAGAACAAUGCGGCCGCGAAAAAGUCACGCGACCGGCGGCGCAUCAAGGAGGAUGAAAUAGCGAUCCGGGCCGCGUUUCUCGAGCGGGAAAACAUUGAGCUAAAGUUUGAGCUGGCGGCCGCCCGGAAGCAGCUCGCACUGUACGGCGUGACGACGUCGGUUGCCGCUUCGUAGGACAUUGGCCAAUUGGGUGUGUAAAUAGAGGGCACAGUUGAAUUAAUAACUAUUGUACAGUGAAGUGCUGAAAGCGGUUAGAGGAUGCAUUCGCUUGACGCGAUCGUCCGAUGCACGCAUUCAGCGCGUUAGAAUAAGGGUGGUAACAAAGUAGGCGGAAGUGUUUAUGGGGAUUUUCUCACCUCGACUCUUCGAUGACUGAUACCUGCAAGCAGUAUUCACUAGUUAAGGCACAUUUAGCUUGUAAGAACCGCAAAACUGAAAAUAGAAAAACCAUUCGUCAGAAAA
Anopheles gambiae (African malaria mosquito) is the source of this 5701-nucleotide messenger RNA. RefSeq names its product protein giant (gene gt). Gene Ontology annotation, molecular function: DNA-binding transcription factor activity, RNA polymerase II-specific; RNA polymerase II cis-regulatory region sequence-specific DNA binding. Gene Ontology annotation, biological process: regulation of transcription by RNA polymerase II. Lineage: Eukaryota; Metazoa; Arthropoda; Insecta; Diptera; Culicidae. The record is from RefSeq and is a predicted model, not a curated record. Bases 3863 to 5413 code for a protein of 516 amino acids. The transcript has 2 exons. Gene Ontology annotation, cellular component: nucleus.